Ailuropoda melanoleuca (giant panda) is the source of this 302-nucleotide messenger RNA. Its product is annotated as anoctamin-5-like. The record is from RefSeq and is a predicted model, not a curated record. Gene Ontology annotation, molecular function: chloride channel activity. Gene Ontology annotation, biological process: chloride transmembrane transport. NCBI's taxonomy places the organism in Eukaryota, Metazoa, Chordata, Mammalia, Carnivora, Ursidae. Gene Ontology annotation, cellular component: plasma membrane. The transcript has 3 exons. The annotation marks the transcript as partial.
GAAUUAUUUUGGAGAAAAAAUUGCCAUGUAUUUUGUCUUUCUUGGCUUUUACACCGAAAUGCUGUCCUUUGCAGCUAUCGUUGGCUUAGCUUGUUUCAUUUAUGGCUUGUUAUCAAUGGAUGGUAACUCAAACAGCACUGAGAUCUGUGACCCUACAAUUGGAGGUCAGAUUAUCAUGUGCCCACUCUGUGACCAAGUGUGUGAUUAUUGGAGACUAAAUACCACGUGUUUGGCUUCAAAGAUCUCCCAUUUAUUUGAUAAUGAGUCGACAGUGUUCUUUGCAAUAUUCAUGGGAAUUUGGG